This is a messenger RNA of Vitrella brassicaformis, 7734 nucleotides long. The record is from the annotation of a GenBank genome assembly. NCBI's taxonomy places the organism in Eukaryota, Vitrellaceae.
GGGACACCUGAUAUGUUUCAUCAUUGAAGUCUCAAAAGCUGUUCCGUCCGUCUCCCUUACGCUUCUCUGCCAGACACAUGCAUUCUCUCAUAUCGUCAGCCGCACCGGCAGGCAACACACCACGCCCCCACUUAGGCAGCUCCCCUUUCAGACACACACCCUCCCUCAGGUCAUGAGCCAAAAGCCCCAAAGCAACUCGCACAUCCCUUUCCACUGGCUGCCAUGCCUCGAGAGCAAGUGGCGCGUCAUCCCCAACUGCCUCAGACUCGUCAGGCCGCAACUCCCCUUCCACCAACCCCACCUUCAGCACGGCAUCCCCGAUCGCCGUGUGGACACGGACGCAGCUGCCGUACAUGUGUGUGAGGACGUCUGUCAUCAGCUGCAUGUCGGAUGGAAGGGUCUUCCACAGCAGCAGCUUGUCUUCGAGAGAUCGUUGGUCCUGAGACGACCCCCCAAGAGCCCCCACAGCCGCGAUCGCAUCUCCAAGACCGUUGCCAAUCAGGUGGCGCCUCGUGUGGUACGACUGAGGCAGCUCAAUCGGCGCACUCUGCUCGUCCCUCUCGCCGCCUCGUGAUAGCUCCAACAGCCUCUCUGAUGCCCAGCAAACUACCCACAAACAAUUGUGCAGCAGCCCGGCCGCCGUCUGCUUUGACGCUGCGAUGUUGUCGCCGCGCCCCGUUUCCUUGUUCAUCUCAGCUCUCGCGUUGGUGUGAACCGCCAAGACCCGCAGCCAUGAGAGGCCGAUGGACGUGAUCAUUUGCAGCAUGUCGCACAGCAACCGCACCCCCUCCUCGCUCUCCAGCUGCCCAUAGCCGCUCUCGCCAGCCUGGCCACACGGACCGAGAAGCCGCCUCCUGGCCUUGUCUGAGGCAUCGACGCUCUUGCCGGCCGACUCGCCGACCGGCAGAAGAGCUGACUGCAAGAGUGCGUGGCAGAGGCUGGUGAGAUGCCGAAGCCCGGUGGCCGCCUGGAAUGUCCGCUGAGCCCUCUCAGCCGUGCUGGCGGUGUCUUCUGCCUGGCUGCUGAUCCAUUGCAGCCCGCCAUAGUCCUUGAUGAACAGAUGCGCCACCCGCACAGCUCCCGGCUCGGCACUGCCGUCGAGGAGGGCUUCUUGCUUGACGGUGACGGUUGCCUUGAGGCACUGAAUGCCCUCCAGCCAGAGAGGGAAGUCGAUGCAUGGCGAGAGAGUGAGGAGGGACAUGAUGGAUGGAAGCACGUGGCGCCGGUGCAGGAGCUGCAGGCCGUGGCCGCCGGAUGUGACAUCGGCCACAGAGGGAGCCUCUGGCACAGCACCAUCUUCGUCACCAUGUUGCUCGUCAGUGUCCGUGGCAUCGGCAGCCGGCUCGUCGAUGCCGGCGCGAUCACUGCAGCCCUCUUGGAUCGACGGCCAUGAAAGUUGCGUGGAGCCCCUGCGGAUCACCUGACGCACACAACACAACACACAUACAUGCAUGAGAAACGCAUGGCGGUCGAGGCCCUACUCUCCUUCCCUCCCCCCUCCUCUCUCGCUCACCUUGGCUAUCCACAUCUUCUCCGCCCUGGAUGUCUCCAGGCUUUCUGAGUACAGCAGGCCAUAGAACAGAGGCACAUCGGUGAGGUCCAUGUGGCUGCGCGACAGCAUGAAGUUGUUGAUGACAGGGAAGAGGUGGUGCUCGGGGUGGAGCAGCACAGGCACGGCAGCAGCGCAGAAUGACACCACGAUGCCCCCAAGCACCGGCGGGUGGCCGGGGGCACCACCACCACGGCCGUCCUGGUUGGCUGGUGGUGGGAUGGCGUUGCGAAGUGCGGUGAGGAACCAUCGGAUGGAGGGCAGCUCCUUGAAGGCGUAUCUGAGUGCGGGCGGCUUGAGCUGCUCCCCCUCUCGCACCUUCUUGGGCUGCUGUGCGUGCCGCGCCUCGGCCGCAUCGGCGCUCUUGUCGAGCAGCUCAGAGUACACCGCCAGACCCUCAUACGCACAGAUGCGGAUAGAUGCAUCCUGUGAAGGCAAGGCAGCAGACAAACACGGAGCGGAGCCAUGUGAUGUGCGUUGGCUCGCUCAGCUCAGACGCGUCGUUCACUAUGGAAACCUACCAUGCAUCCAGCAGCCAUGAGCAGCAUUUGGAGGGCCCCUCCCGCGGCCACCCGCCGCAGCCAUGCACCACCCUCGUCAAGGGCGGCGAAGAACGGUGCACUGCCCUCGCCUCCUGCCUUCUUUGACCGCUGCUGCAGGUGAGCAUAGGCUGCUCUCAGCCGCCCGGCCAGGUAGGGGAUGACGUACGCAACGUCGUAGGUGUCUGAAUCGGAUCCUUUGUUGCUUCCUGGCUGGCGGAAUUGCCGGAAGGUGGACGCGGUGGUUGGAGGCUCCCUCAGCUGUCUGCCGAAUGGGAAGUCGUCGAGGGUUCGGCGUAGGCGACCAGCGUCGAGCUGCAGCCAGUCGCACCAGACGGGCUCAUCCUCUGCCCCCUCCGCCUCACGGUCGCGCCAGUCCAGCAGCUGGCCGCACCAAGACAGGGGCCCUGACGUGUCCACAUGGGCCAUGAGCAGCCUGCGGAUUGUGCGGUCACGCGGCGACGUGGAGGCGGUGUACGCGGACGCGCACUCGCGGAACAGCCCCGGGCAGAGGUCGGCGAUGCUGCUGCCCGUCGGAAGACACAGCACCGCAGGAAGCAAAACCUCCACCAUCUCCGCUAGUGGAGGGGCGCCGCCGGCCCGCCGGACAAGCGUCCGCACGCUGCUCGAGCUCAACAGGCUGGUGGCCUUGACUUCCGCUCGCUCGAGAAGCCCCAUACCGCUGGUAUGAUUGUAAAGGCCGUGAAGCAUCAGGAGGGCCGAAAAGACCCUCAGUUCGAUGGGCAGCGCCGCCUUGCCGUCUUGGCGCUCGUCUUGAAUCCUUCUCAGCCGAUGGUUGGCCAGCUCCCAGCACGAUGAUGCACAAGCGGUCAGCACGCUUGUGAGCGUCUCGCUGUCUGGUGCAUCAUCUUCAGCGCCAGUACAGUGGUCAGGGAAACGUGCAACUGUCGAGAGAAUCAGCUGCAGCCACCUGAUGCAAGCAGGCACAAGCAAGGUCAGUAUCGAGCGUCCGCUGUCUGGGUUGUACUGUCCGUGUGACUGACCUGUUGAUUUUGUCCAGUUUGUGGGCGUCAUCGGCCUCUGCCGACGAAGUGUCCCGUAACCUCAAUGCAAGCUCGUGCACCCGGGUACGAAUCGUCUUUGCAGUAGGCUCGCCAGUGGCAAGCCUCCCCACCCGCUCCUCUGUGAUGGUGUCGACCAGACAUCUCGUGAGCUCCGUUGGCUCCUGCUGGUCCUCAGCAAUCGUCCGGAGGGCGCGCAGGAUCUUGCUCUCUGGUGAGCCAGGAGUGUCGAGAUAGGCCAGGAGGGGCACCACCACACGAGACACAAAUGGGACCGCCCUCACGUUCCCAUGCCUGGUGAGAAUGUCGAGGAUCUGUCGUGCGACUCUCUUGGCUCCCUUUGGCGCCAUCCAGCCGAAGGCCGUGGGAAAACGGUGCCGGCAGGGGAUGGUGAGCAGGGCGAUCGCCAGGCGGGUGCCGCUUUGCAUGUGCUUGAGCUCUGGCGUAUCGCGCGUCCCCUCGACUCUUGCAGCAGCCCCCUCUCGAAACUCAUGGCUUCGGGCCAUCAUGUCCACCAAGACACCGAAGAGACCGGGCUCGACUGUCAGCUCCUCUGGCUGGCCGAUCAGGUUGUCCACUGACUUGGGCCGGAACAUGAGAGCUUCCACGUGCCACGGACUCUCAAUGCCGCCGCCUCCCAGGUUGGUGGCUGCUUGGGGGGCGCGCCUGACGAGGUCACGGAUGACGGGGCCGACCAUAUAUGGACGGACGAGCUCCUGAAGCAUCACCUUCACAGGAUGGUUGAGGGCCAGGACGAGUUCGUCGGAGAGGGGUGUGUGGUUGAUCCAGUAGUCCAAGAUGUACACCCUGACCGCCUCGCGAUGCCGACCCACCCACUCCCACAUGACGGUAUCACAGUCCGGAUGGUGGGCCAGCAAGCAACUCUCGUCCAGCAAACCGGCUGCAGCCACACAUGCUGCCCACUUGGUCGCCAGCCAUGGAGCAGCGGGGCCGCAGUCCUUCAGCAGAUCGCACAAGGGCUGCCCCAACAUACACUCUCCCUGGGCAGACGGCGCGUCGCUUCCAGCCUUCCUCAGGGUGAUAAGGCCGCACACGACCUCCAUCAGCCACACUCGCCCCCUCUCGUCGGCCGUGCAACACAAUGCUGCCGCCGCCUCAACGCUCAUGUUGACAACGUCUUCAUCGACAUCCUUAGUCACCUGGUUGGACGAACUCUUUGUUGUGGGGGCAGCGGCUUCACACAGCUCUUUCCACAUAGACAUUGACAAGAGCCGGUCGACACAAGCCACCACGAGCGGAACGUCCUUCUCCCUAUGGAAGCUGUCAAACGAGCUGGCAGCCGCCGAGAGGGCAUGGCUGGUCCCCUGCAAGGCCUCUGACAGUGCCUCGUCCAUCGGCCGACGCGGAAUGGUCGUCAACGCCUCCACCUUUUUCUCGAGGAUGGCGAGCAGAUCAACCAUCGGGCGGUCGAGGGGCAGCGAAGCGGCAAGGUGUGACAGACUCGCGCUGACGUUUCCAGCCUUCGCCUUCUUGCGCUUCUUGACCCGGACAGCGUCUUGCAGCAUCUCCUCCAACACCGCCGACGAGCCAUUCGCAUCACCGCCCGCAGACAGAACAUCAAGCAGAGCUGCCCGCAGCUGUUCCAGCGGGCCCUGGUUCUCGUCGUCCAUGUCGGCGUCGUGGUCCUGGUGCUCAGUGAAUUGACGCUUGACCUCGGCCACGUCCCGCCACUUGCCCCACUGCCGGAUGCAUCGCGCGAGUGAGGGAACCAGUGACGGCCUCAGGUCCACAAGGUGAAGGAUCACUCGACACACCGACCGGGCCACGUCAGCUAUGUCACUGCCUGAAACACCCAACCACAGGAGAGGAGAGCGGACAGGCUGCCGCCACACAUAUCUAUGUUGACGACGUACCUUCUGCACCAGCAGGGGCGGUCCACUGCUUUGCAAUGAAGGAAGCAGAUAGCUGCCGCAAGUAGCCGACCGUGAAAAUGGAUGGCAUGGCUUCUCUCAUGUCGCCCUCUCCGUCCGUCAUCUGUACGUCGUUGUCUUUCAUGACGGGCACAAAUGUGCUGGGAUUGGAGGUCACGAGGCGCAGGACGGCGAGGAAGUACGCGGGGGUGCGGGAAUGCGUUGGACGGCUGAGCUCGAGCAGCCAUGCAUACGCUUCAUCGAAAAGCGACGACUCAAACACCUCUGUGGAGUCAAGAAGACUGCAACACGCCAUGCGCACAAUGGGGGAGUGUUUCCGUGUGUGUCGUGUUGGCACCUUUUGAGCAUUGGUCCGGCGAAGGUCUGCAGUUCGGCUAACGCAGCGUCCCCACUUCGCCACCGGUCCAGAAGGCCGGUCAUGAGGCUCACGUGAGCCUUGGUCAGCUUCUGGCUGGCAGCCAGCCGCGUGCUGCCUCCCAGCGCCACUUCAACCAGCGUCAUGGCCGACAUGGACACUCUCGUCUGCUCCUCAAUCGACAACUCGACAUGCCAACUCUCUGUUUCUGCACUCAGGAAAAGAGAGGGGUCGGGGAUGCAGCGCAUGUGCGACUUGCAUUUCCUUCUUACCCGUGAGCACUUUGGACCAGUCGAAGCGGCACUCCAGCAACGUGGUCGGAAGGCUGGUGCAGUAACACCGUGCUGUAUCGCUCCACCUGCAGGCACACGACCACCAAACACACAAACUGAUGGAUCCAAAAGGGAAGGCGGCCGCUCUUCUCACCGGCAGAAGAACUCAGCAGCUGAGAUGACGACUGACAAGUCUUGAGGGCUCGGGGGCGCGCCAUGGCCACUCGUGUGCUCCACAAAGUACUGCCAUGCCCUCGCAAUCGCCUCAGUCUUGUCCCUGUCCUCGUCCCUCUUCGUCGCCGUCUUGCCGCUUCCCUCCAUGAGAUCGGUCCCAGCCACGUGGAUCAUCAGCUCGUCAUCCUCAUCAUGUUCCAUUGCCGCGUCCCUUUUCCCCUCUUUGCCACUCUCCUUUGCCAUCCCGUCCAGCUGUGUCGCCCCACUGCGCACAUUCAACAGCGUGUUGAUCUCGGGCAGUCGACACUUGACCUCAAACUGCAGCCGACGUAUCCUCUCCACUCGUGCCCCUUUUGUGUGGUCAUCGUUGCCGCGGGGCUGGUCCUUCUCUACUGCCUCGCACACAGCCGCCAGUCUCCGGCAGACGAGCAUCAAGAGGUGGCAGGUGGUCAUCACAACCGCCCGGUCGGUCGCCAGCAGGCCGUGCGUCAGUGUGGUCUUGCUCAAGACGGGAGGGCAGACAAUGUCCAGCAACGAUGACAACACCUCUUGUGAGGCCUCUGCGGAUGGCCGAUCGAUAGCAUCGAAGACGCCAGCGAGGGGAUUGUGCUCGGGGGAUGUGGUGAAGGGAUCAGCUGCCUCCUCUGCGUCGUCGAAGAGAUUGGGCCCGUCAUCAACAAAUGGCGUUACACGAAGCUCCUGUGUCAGCUUCAACAGGUCGUCCUGUUCCGGCUCUGCGGCUUCAUGCUCUUGGGGGGCCUGAGGGGUCGCCACUCCAGUGGCAGUGGGAGAGAAGGGGAUGCGGGGACCCGCUUGCAGAACUCUGGAAAGGAACGUGGCCCCCGUGAUCCACUGGGCAGCCGACCGCGAGCUGAGAGUGAGCUGAAGCGACGCGAAGAAGGCUGGAUAGAGAUCUGGAUGCGACUCGAGGAGGGCCGUCGCUACAUCUUGCUGCUGGGGGGCAUAAGGCUUGAGCUUGAGGACGAAGUCGAGCAGGAAGUCAUGUUCCCUCGAGCUGUAGAUGCGGCUUUUGGAACACAACUCGACAAGGAAGUCCCGCACAUCAUCGGCAAGGGCAUCCUCGUGGUCGUUGAGGCACGCUUGGAGCAGGUAGGCGAGAUGGUGCAGCACAUAAGCAUUGAAGAAGAAAACCUUGGUCAGCCUGGGCAGGUGCGCGUUCAACAGCACCCGCCGCCUCACCACUUGCAGCACCCAGUGAACAGUCUCGAUGGGGUCUUGCGCCAGGCCCUGGAAGAUCCUAUUGAUGAAGUUCUUGACCUUGAGGGCUGCCGAAACCACCUGCUGGUCGGAACACUCAAGCAGCGCCAUUGCGAAGCGGAUGUAUUGCUGCCUCGUCCGCGGGCUGCCGCCCUGCCGUGACGCCUCGGACAACUUCUGGAAGGGCGCAUAGCCGAAAUUGAAGUCCCGCACGACCUGCGCUGCGAGGGAUGGGUGCAGUGUGACGAUGGCCGUGAGCAGCCUCAGUGAGUGGAAGUGAAGGCCCUCUCGAAACGUCCCAAUACAUCGAUAAACGGUUUUGAGAUGCUUGUUCAGCACGGCAGUAGCAAGGCUUCGCCGCGAGUGGAGCGUCCGCACCGAUUGCUCGAAGGGAGUCUCGAGUAUACUCGCCAGCAGCUGCAAAAGGCCCACAUUCACUUCAUCGUUUUGGCGGUCCAGCACAGCCAGCAGCUCCGAACACAGAGGUGACCUCUCCACGUAAUGAUGGACACUAGCAACGCCCGACGAGAAGCCGCCUUCAUCAUCACCACCCUGUUGUCUUGAUUCGAGGCGUCUGUUGAGGUCGACAAUGGCCCUCUUGACAUCAGAGAUCUCAUUGGAAUUCAGGGCGGCAAUGAAUGCUUCUGUCGCCAACUCAAGAUCUCCCUCAUUCGGCAUCAGUUCAGCAGCAGGAGAAGAAGAUGGAAUUCGAC